Messenger RNA from Girardinichthys multiradiatus, 7856 nucleotides. RefSeq names its product PHD finger protein 21Ab (gene phf21ab). Lineage: Eukaryota; Metazoa; Chordata; Actinopteri; Cyprinodontiformes; Goodeidae. Gene Ontology annotation, cellular component: histone deacetylase complex. The coding region runs from base 284 to 2737 and encodes 817 amino acids. Gene Ontology annotation, molecular function: chromatin binding. The transcript has 19 exons. The record is from RefSeq and is a predicted model, not a curated record. Gene Ontology annotation, biological process: negative regulation of transcription by RNA polymerase II.
CGGCGCAGUGAUCUGUGUUGUGCUGAGGCUGAGCUGAAUGAGAUUGAAGAAGAGUUCUUCUUGUUUUGUAGCUUCAGUUUCUCUGUUUUUAUUCAUCUUUUUUACUCUAACAUCCGAACAAAGUGCAGUUCUGCGGGCAGGAGGCGGCCGGACUCCCGCUAAACUGUGGUUCCACCGUAGAUCGGCUGCUGGGAGGAAAAUAUUUAAUUAAUCUGGGGGAGGACUGCUGCUGAGGCAGCACAGAGGGGUGGAGUCCAGUCCCACUGCCAGGUGCGGCACUUUAAUGCUUCAGUUGGAUGGUUUUCCUACUGGAGACGGUGUUAAGGCUGAUCGAUCGGCUGACAGACUGACUGGAUCCAUGAUGGAAUUACAGACGUUACAGGAGGCUCUGAAGGUGGAGAUCCAGAUCCAUCAGAAACUGGUGGCUCAGAUGAAGCAGGACCCUCAGAAUGCAGAUCUGAAGAAGCAGCUCCACGAACUCCAAGCAAAGAUCACAGCCCUCAGCGAGAAACAGAAAAAGGUGGUGGAGCAGCUACGGAAGGAGCUUUUGGUGAAGCAGGAGCCUGAGGCCAAGCUGCAACUGCAGGUCCAAACUCCUCCAGUAGGUGGCGACCUGAAGCCAGCCAGCCUGCUGCAGAGCCAGCAGAUACCUGGAGGGCUGCAGCAGACGCUGACGGUCACGCCGGUCCUCACUGCAAAGACUCUGGUGCUCAAAGCCGCCGCCACGCCCGCGCUUCCCGGCGCCAUCCUGUCGCAUCGCCCGCCCACCGUCGCUAUGGUAACCACAGCUAUCACCAAACCCGACUCACAGAACGUCCCUAUCAACCUGCAGGUGGCAAGCAGGCUGACCAAUCAGAGCUCGGAGCCCGUGCGGCUGGUCUCCAAGAACGCCGUGGUGCUGCAGGCCACCACCACCACCACAGUGUCCGCCCAGCCAAUCAAAGUUCCUCAGUUUGUCCCUCCUCCUAGACUGACGCCUCGGCCCACCUUUCAGCCACAGGUCAGGCCAAGGCUGGCCACGCCCACCAAUGUCCCCAUCGCCCCGGCUCCUCCCCCGCCCAUGAUGGCGGCCCCUCAGCUGCUUCAGAGGCCCGUCAUGUUGGCCACCAAGCUGGCCACCUCGCUACCCUCCGCUGCUCCCAUCCACCAGGUCCGCAUCGUCAACGGGCAGCCCUGUGGAAAGACAGGCUCCGCCCCUCUGACUGGCAUUGUCAUCACCACGCCCGUCACUGCCACCCCCACACGGCUUGCAAGCCCUGUCCAUGCACUAACCAUCCCCGCCCCUCUCCCGGCUCCCCCUCCAGCCCCGCCCAUCCAAAUCAGCAGCCUGAUCUCUGAACCCAAGCAGACUGUUAAACUGGAAGCAGCAGAACAGAAAGCUGUGGUCAGCAUGCCGUCCUCCUCCACCCCUCCGCUGUCUUCACCCUCCAGACCCAAAAAGGAGGAGAACCCAGAGAAACUGGCCUUCAUGGUGUCUCUGGGUCUCGUCACUCAUGACCACCUGGAAGAGAUCCAAAGCAAACGACAGGAGAGGAAGAGGAGAACGACAGCCAAUCCAGUGUACAGCGGAGCUGUGUUCGAGCCUGAGAGGAAAAAGAGUGCAGUGAGUUACCUGAACAGCCCUCUGCACCAGGGGACCAGGAAGAGAGGUCGCCCACCCAAAUUCAGCAGCGUCCCGGAGCUGGGCAGCCUCACCCCGACCUCCCCCUCCAGCCCUGUCCGUCCCCUCCCCCUGCCCAGCCCCGGCUCUGGGGAUGGAGACAUCCACGAGGAUUUCUGCACUGUGUGCAGACGCAGUGGCCAGUUGCUCAUGUGCGACACGUGUUCUCGUGUUUAUCACCUGGACUGCCUGGAUCCACCCCUGAAAACCAUUCCUAAAGGCAUGUGGAUCUGUCCAAAAUGUCAAGACCAGAUCCUGAAAAAAGAAGAAGCCAUUCCCUGGCCUGGCACCCUGGCAAUCGUUCAUUCCUACAUUGCUUACAAAGAAGCUAAAGAAGAGGAGAAGCAGAAGCUGAUGAAGUGGAGUUCAGAGCUGAAAGUGGAGCGUGAGCAGCUGGAACAAAGAGUCAAACAGCUCAGUAACUCCAUAACGAAAUGCAUGGAGACCAAAAACACCAUCCUGGCUCGGCAGAAAGAGAUGCAGCUUUCCCUGGACAAAGUCAAACAUCUCAUUCGCCUCAUCCAAGCCUUCAAGUUCAACCAGGCCCUGGCAGGGACGGAGGAGAAAGAUGUUCGAGUGCAGGACAGAGCUCAGGCUGUGCUCGGCUGUGGAGCUGCAGCUGAAGUCAGCUCGAUGGAGAAGCAAGUGGUGAGCAGCUCUUUGGUCAGCAGCAAACAGGAGGAGCAGCAGACAGAAGGAGCAGCAGAAGGAGGAGGGGACGCCAACAGCACAGCCCUGACUAACUGCCCUAUUGCUGGGGCAGGGGGUGUGAUGGGGCUGGGGCUUGGGGGUCACACAGAGACCGGUCCUCGUGUGGAGGUUCAGCCCAGGCCUGAGACUGAAGCAGUUCCUGUGGCUCCUGCAACUGUUGCAACCACCAAUGGUACGACAGAGCCGCCGUGCCCCGCCCACAGCCCCGCUGCCGCUGAGAACAAGAUAGCUGCCGUGAACCCUGCAGAAACAGCGGUGGAGAAGAAACAGGAGGAGAUCGCCGACGGCAGCAACAACAGCAAAACCUCAGAACCCUCCCAGCAUUCUUUGCCAGCUCUGCUCAGCAGUUUGGACGAUAAAAAGUAACGCUGCGUCUCUCUGGCUGCAGGAAGUCAAACAUAUAUAUUAAAAAUGACCUUUGCUUGCACCGCACGGUGCCCUGAAGUUGCCAAUCUGUAUAAAUGUUGUUUGUUUGCAUUGUAUUGUCAGACUGUGUCAAUGGUAGAUGUACAGCCCAAGUCACUUGACUCUGGGAAGACCCGGGUCAUCAUGCCAAUUAGUGAUAGACGUCAUGGUGGGAACGCUCAAAGGGAGAUUUAAUUUAUCAUCACACCAGUGUGUGCCUGUUACAGUGGCCCCUGUGUUCUGUUGAUGGCUCUGAGGAGAACCCAGAACAUGGAACCAAACAUCUGUCGGGGGAACUGGUCCAAGAAGCAGUGUUGUAAACGUUUGUGUACUGAAAAGAGAACCUGUUCGUGUCCUCGUCCCGGUAAGCCUGAUGGGAACAACGUUUCACAGUCCGAGUUCCUUAUCAUAUCAUACCUGCUCCUCACCUGAAAACAUUCCGUUUGAAUCAGUUCUGCCACACCAGAACCGAUCCGUUCCAACUUUGAAGGCUUCAGUUUGAUUCUAUCUGUCAUCUGAGGUGUGACCCCAGAUAUAAAACAAAAACCCGCAUCUGAAAAAAUGGGACCAAUGUGGCCAUGAAGUGUGUUUUCAGUCACUCCAUCAUUAGAGCUUUAGACGUUCUCCACACCUUUAACUUCCUGACAGAAAAGUCCUUCAGUCUCCUCUGACCCGUCCAAUGGCCUGAUCAGACUCUCCCAUCUCCUGUUUCAUCUCUGUUGAGAUUUGAUUGGAUGAAAAGUUGAGACACCCAAGACUUCAGGAUGAGUCACGAACAUUUGACAUAUUUUUGUUUUUUAAAUGAAAAAAUAAAACUGCUCAGCAGGACUCAGAGAGCUUUAAAAGUUAGAUAUCGCUGAUGUUCAUGGAGAUAAGUGGAGACGGCUGCAUUGAUCAGGAAUUUAUGGAUUGAUCAAAUUAAUGAUGGAUGGAUUAUGCUGUAAUUCAGAGUUCACACCUGUGAUUCUGGAAAAGCUUUGUCUCUGGUGCAGGAAGUCCACACCGUUUGUUUACAAAUAUUUAUCUUCAAUUUAAGUUGACAGGUUCACCCUGACCUCUGACUUGACAUGGAUUCAGUUUGCUGGGAAACACCAGAGGAAGCUAGAAACCUUUAUCUAAUCCUUCCAGAGGAUUGCUCGGUGGUCUCCCAAAGGAGCAGUCCGUACAAGGAAGCCGUUCAGAGAACAUCUAUCCGAAACAGAUGUUUGUUCCCACAAGUUACUUGAUAAAUUUCAGGGUCCCUAAAGGUCCCAUCAACCAGUGAAGGAAUGUCCAGUUUAGAUCCAGAACUCUGCUUUUUUUCCCGAGUGAAAUCACACUGAGUCGCAAAGUUCCUCUGAGUCACAUUGAAGCCUUUAAAAUUUCAAAGUAAUCAAAAACAAAGCCCAAAGUCUAACUCCAUAUGUUAACUUCACCUCCUCCAUCAUUUCUACCCACCUGUCUCCCAGUGGAGGCUGGGCGAUGUCCCCUGGUAGGCACAGAGUGUGGAUUCUGACAUAGUCCCUUGGUAGAUGCUGGACUUUGUACUCCAGGCGUUGUUCCCUGGUGGACGCUGGACAUAGUCCCCUGGUAUACACCUGGGCUGGAUUGCCCCUGGGCAUUGUCCCCCGGUGGACAUAGGGUUAGGACCCUGGGUGUUGUACUCUGGUGGACGCUGGGCGAUGUGGUACUCAGGUCCCGGGAUGAGGCCGAACAGGCGCGGUAGCCUAACAGAUGUUCUCAGUUGUGUCGGUCAGUGUAGUGAUUGAGUUUUCAUUCGUGAGUCGUGUGUGUGCGUGUCAACUGUGAGCACUAAAUGUGAAAUUGCAAUAUUGCAACAUCAACACACACAAACUAUAUCUGGGCUGUGUUUCUUUUUUAUAGGAAAAGAUAUUCAGGUCUUCCUAGUCUCCAGAAUAAGUGCUUUCUGUUCCUGAACCUGCUGGACUGGCAUCAUCAUCAUCAUCGUUGUCGUCAUCAUCAUCAUCAUCAUCACCACCUCCUCUGGGUGGUGGUCGUUUGAAUCCGGAACUGCCAAAAUCCAGAUGUUGUUUCCACGUUCAGCAGGGACUCGUCCUCGUACUGUCCUCAAAGAUCAAAUCAUCAAAAGAUUCGGAUGCAAAGUCCCGGUCUGAGACAGGAGAGCAUUGGGAACAAUAACUACAGCAGGAAGUAUUCCCGUCAAGGAAAACUGAGGGAUCUGUCGGGGGUUAAAGGACGACAACACAAUUCCUGAGAUUAAAGCACAAACUUGCUGCAUUACAAAGAAGUGCUGAGGAGCUUUUUGUACGUCCCCAUGGAGUUAAACGGAGUAUGCAUCUCUUUGUUGUCUUGUGACUUCUCCCCACAUUGCCAAUAUUUCCCCUCGGUGUGACUCUGACACUGGAGUCUGAUUAGGAGUUUGUCCCUUACAGUUAGUCCGGUUCAGAGCUGGAAGGUGAAGCUGGAGGAAGUCGAUGGAUGUCCAAACAACCAAUCGCAACGUGGACCGGCGAAUGCAAAGAAUAAAGGUGCCUCCCGUUUCUGCUGGAAACUAUUUCUGCUUCGGUUGUUUGGCGUUUUGCUCACCCCUUCCUGAAUGUGAGGAAACAUUUCAGACUAUUUUUUAUUAAGGAUUCCCUCUGAAAAUGAUUUUCAGGUUUAUUGAUGAGCAAAAUGAGUCCAGACUGAAUUAUCUGAAGUCAGGGGUCUCUACCACCAGUCCUCGAGAGCUACUAUCCUGUAGCUUUUAGACACAACCCUGCUCCAACACAGCUGAAGUUGCUCCUCAGCAUGUCGUCAAGUACUGCAGAGGCCCCAUAAUGAGCCAUUCAUUUGAUUCGGGUGUCCUGGAGCAGGGAUGCGGGAUAAGUAGUAUUUGAGGACUGGAGUUUCUCUAAGCUCAAUAGAGCAACAUCCCAACACCACUGGCAUCGCUGCCUUGCUGGAGAAAACCUGAUUCAGUUUCCUCUCAUGGUUGUGGGGUGAGUUCCUGUUUGGGUGGUGAUCUGUUGCAGGCAUCAUAGUUUUGAUUUCAUUUCAUAUCAUGCAGACUACUGUGAGCGAAUCAGUAUAUCCAACGGCACCUGGUUUUCUCCCCCAUCAGCUGCACAGACUGCCUUCAUUUCAAACAUCCCAGAAAAAUGUGUGUGUGUGUGUGUGUGUGUGUGUGGUCGGUUUGUCCUGUAGAGUUCAGCUGAUAUGACACGGAUGAGCCAGACAGGAAACCCAAGUGUCCCCGCUUCCUCUUGGAUCUCACUUGUGUUCUAUUCUCUUUUGGGUGGAUGUGGUUCUCAUUCCGACCUGUAGAUCCGAUCGGUCAUCGGGUCUCUGGAUCCUUCCCUCUGUACAGUAGGUACCUCUGAGUGCCUUUCUUCAAACAGCAGAUAAUAUUUGUCUCUUGACUUGCACUGUGACUCGUAGAACUUAACAGAACCCCUCCGGGAUCACCCCGCCUGUCAGCUAGCCCCCACCCAUACUGCCCUGCCCCACAUGAAGCCCCGCCACGCCCUCCUCAGGCUGCCAGGAGUCAAUGAAAGCUUACCAACAUGUCACACGAUUGGACCACAUAGUGUUCUGUUUAUCCUAGUAGUUGCCUUAAAUGGGUUUUUUUUGUUGUUGUUUUUUUCUGGUGAAACGUUUGGGUUCAGGGGCGGGGGGGUCUAGGGUUGUCUGUCCAGAGGCAGUCUGAGAUCUCACUCUGAUCAUGUCAUGCACUUUUAGUUUGAUCAGUAUUAUCAGAGCAGAGUGGGGGUCAGUCAGUUAUGUUUUGUUUUAUUUUAAAAGGCCUCCGCCCACUUGCUUCUUCCUGUCUCAUAUUUUGGAAGAGCGAUGAGUUCGCAGGGUCAGAUCACGAGCCGGAGUCUGAGUGCGUUUCAGACGAACAAACCUGGACCUGGUGAGCAUCCUCUGUGCACGCUGUGGUGCAGCACAUGCCUUCUUAUGCAAGUUUUUAUACCAACCUUUUUUAUUAUGCAUUGCUUCAGUUUUUUAUGUUUUUUUAUGUGAAACUUCAGUCACCUUUUUCUUCUCUGAACAUUCUGGCAUCUCGAUGCCAAACGUGGGCAUGUGUUUACACAUUCAGGUAUCCAUUUAGGGGGCGACGUUUGGAUUUUCCAGAAAGUUCCGAGAGCGGUCCAGUCAGGGUUCUAAACAUGGAACCUCUGUUUAGAGGAGAAAGCUGGAGUCGUUUGCAUUUCUUACGUUUUUGGUUUCUGUUGCAGUACUGCAAGUGACCUCGGGGGCCGCCUGGAGCGAGCGUUUGGCGCCAUCUCAGCUCUGUGGUUUCAUCUCCUUUUAGCUUAGGUUUUAUUUAACUGGCGUGCUGCGUGGAGAUAGGGAUGGGGUCUAAAAUGUUCCUUAAUGGAAGUCUGGAAGCAAAAGUAUCCAAAGAACUCUGCAUAUCAUCGGGACGUGGGUUUUCUGCAUCGUUCAGCGACUUUCGGGUCGCUGCUCCGGGCUUCAGCGUGGGUCCUGGGAGGCAAUUUGCUUUUCAUCUUUCGGUUUUAAAGCGAUCAAGUCAUGAUUGUGGCCUUCUAGUAUUCUGUGGGUUCAUGACGUCAGUCACCUGUUGUUCCCGCUCAGCAUCCAUCCAUCCAUCCCUCCAUUUAUCCUGUCUGGAUCCUCUACACCUGCAGCUUCUUACCUCAUCCACAGCUGAGUCCAUCAGGGGUGUGUUGAGUGCAAAAAAAUCUGAAAAAUAAUUUUAAAAAAUCUAAAAAUGAAAAGAAGUCUUUUUCUAUCUUCCAUUUGGUGAGAUGCAUUGUAGCGAUCAGAAUAAAGAAAAAGUUCACCUGGUGUGCUGAAUAAUGUGUAAAUUGGUUAUUACACAAUCUGAAUAUUUGUAUAAUUGUUUGUAUUUUUUCAUAAUGAUUUUGGAAAGGAAUGUGUUUAUUUUUUUGACUUCUGUUCCAGAUGUGUCUUCUGUUGGCCUGACAUUGUGACUGGUCUGGUGGGAUUCUUACCUCUGUAUUGAGCCUCUUCUGUGAUGAAUUCUUUGUAUGCAGUGUUUAGGAAAUACUGUAGGGAACAUGGGGAGGAGUUAUUAGGAGCAUUUGAUCAAUUUGUAUUUAUUUAUUUUAUCAUUUUGUUAAAAUAAAUUGUGAAAAACAAAAAAAAAAAA